Molecule: messenger RNA, 336 nt
Organism: Penicillium diatomitis
Lineage: Eukaryota; Fungi; Ascomycota; Eurotiomycetes; Eurotiales; Aspergillaceae
Exons: 1
Coding region: 1-336 (111 amino acids)
Source: RefSeq, a predicted model, not a curated record
AUGGUGCAUUAUGCGUCUGUCGAAGCAUUAGACUGUAUGCCGGCCUACUACAAGGUGACUCUCCGCCCGUAUCCUAAAGACCUUUGUGGGUCUGACAAAAUACAGGUGGCACUGAAGCGAUUCCUCGACGACAUUGCCAACGAAAUUGUGGAGGGUAGACUCAUGGGCUUUUUGUCUCGCAUUUUAUCACCGGUGACUGUAUUCGACAUGCCAGCAGACCUUGUCAUGAAGAUUGCUGGUGAGUUGAAGGAAAGUCAAUCAAUUCGUGAGCAACUCAACAAGAAGCUCGUGAUCUUGGAGGGGGCUCAGAGACCUGCAAACGCUUCGUUUGGAUAA